Molecule: messenger RNA, 1987 nt
Organism: Manihot esculenta (cassava)
Lineage: Eukaryota; Viridiplantae; Streptophyta; Magnoliopsida; Malpighiales; Euphorbiaceae
Product: protein RICE SALT SENSITIVE 3
Exons: 7
Coding region: 469-1761 (430 amino acids)
Source: RefSeq, a predicted model, not a curated record
CUCCCUUUGAUCAAGAAUCAAGAUCACUUAUGGACAAACAAAAGGAAUAGUGGAGAGAGAGAGAGUGAGGGGGUGGAGGGAGAGAGAUGAAGAAAAGGGUCCAUUUCACCUUACCUUUGCGGUUGAUAAAGAAAAAUUAAUUACAGAAAGCAACAUAUAAAUAUAUAUAUAAAUAUAUUGGAUGGUGAUAAUGAGGCAACUGGGUUUAGUUUAGACUUGUGAAUUAGAAUAGCAAGAAAGAAACGGUGGCAGUGUGAAUUGGGAUUCAAAGGCUUGAGAGAGAGAGAUAAGGAAGAACUUCAAAAAGGGUUUUCUAAGGCUAACCCUGUGUGAACUGUGAAGUGAAGUUUUAAGGGUUGAAAAUUUAUAUAUAAGAAAAGAAUAUACAGAUAAUAUAUAUACAUAUAGAGAGACCCAGAGAGAGACUUUUGGAGAGUGAGUGAGUGUGUGUGUGAGAGAGAGGGAGAGAUGGUGGGCUCAGGAGGAGCAGAUAGAAGCAAAGAAGCUGUUGGGAUGAUGGCCCUUCAUGAGGCCCUCAGAAGCGUCUGUCUCAACUCAGACUGGACUUACUCAGUCUUCUGGACUAUCCGUCCUCGCCCAAGAGUCAGAGGUGGUAAUGGUUGCAAGGUUGGAGACGAUAAUGGGAGCUUGAUGUUGAUGUGGGAGGAUGGGUUUUGCCGAGGAAGAGUAGGAGACUGUCUGGAGGAGAUUGAUGGAGAAGAUCCUGUCAGGAAAGCUUUCAGCAAAAUGUCUAUCCAGUUAUAUAAUUAUGGAGAAGGGUGGGUACUGGUUGUGAUUUUAUUUUCUUGGUGCAGGUUAAUGGGAAAGGUUGCUUCAGAUAAGUGCCAUAAAUGGGUAUUCAAAGAACCUUCUGAAUGUGAACCAAAUAUCUCCAACUACUGGCAGAGCUCUUUUGAUGCUCUUCCUCCAGAAUGGACUGAUCAGUUUGAGUCUGGCAUUCAGACUAUUGCUGUCAUUCAAGCUGGCCAUGGACUUCUACAACUGGGUUCCUGCAAGAUAAUACCUGAAGACCUCCAUUUUGUGCUAAAAAUGAGGCAUACCUUUGAAUCAUUAGGUUACCAAUCUGGCUUCUACCUUUCCCAGCUGUUUUCUUCAACCCGAAAUACUUCGUCUUCAUCCUCAAUUCCCUCUAAGCAAUCUCCCAUUCCAACUCGCCCGCCUCCGCCUCUCUUAAACUGGGGUCAAAGGCCACUCCAAGCUGCAGCUUCUAUGGUUUCUUCACCGAAUUUCCAAAGCCCAGCAGCUAGACUUCGAUUUCCACAAUCCAAAGAUGAGCCCCAUAUGUUCAUCCUUCCUCAUUCAGCAGAAACCCGAAUGGAGGAAAUGAUGGGAGAGCAUGAAAAUGACAUUAAAUGGCCUAAUGGGCUGUCGUUCUUUAAUGCUUUAACUGGACGAACUGAUGAUGCCAAGCUUUUGUUUAACCCUGAGAGCUUAGGGAACAAAGCAGACCAAAAUCACCAUCCUCUUAUCCUUGAAGGAAAGAAUACGACUUCCAAUCCAGAUGGUUCAAAUAUGCAUAGUGCAGGCAGUACAAAUCCCAACGAGUUCUUGAGCUUGGACAGCCAUCCAGAUAGUGCAAGAAAAAUAGAAAACAAAUUCAAAAGGAGCUUUACUUUGCCUGCAAGAAUGGCCCCAUCAUCUUCUUCAACUUCGGUUGAUCAUCACCAGCAACAAGCUGUUGAGUACAGGAAUUCUGAGGCAGGGAUGUAUCCAGAUGUGAUGGAGACUUUCUUGGAGUGAAAUCAAUCUGCACAAGGCCAGUAUUAGAGGGAGUUGUAUGUAGGAAAAUGCUUCUGUUCACUUUUGCUACUGGGAUUCUUGUGUUUGUUUUCAUGUUCUUUUACUAGUACUUGUGUUCCCUUUUUUUAUCAGUUUACUGGACUUUCAUAUUAUUUGUUCUAGUUGAUCCUAACAUAAGGUUUCCUCUCAAAUUUUCUUUGAAAUUGAUGACUAUAAUAUUUGUGCA